Molecule: messenger RNA, 1509 nt
Organism: Vigna unguiculata (cowpea)
Lineage: Eukaryota; Viridiplantae; Streptophyta; Magnoliopsida; Fabales; Fabaceae
Molecular function (GO): nucleic acid binding; RNA-DNA hybrid ribonuclease activity
Source: RefSeq, a predicted model, not a curated record
AUGUACAGUCCGGACAGAUCAAAGACGAUGUUUAUCAUCGACAAGGUUAAUUAUUGCUACGAGGUCAUGCCGUUCGGCCUAAAGAACGCUAGGGCGACGUACCAUGGGCUCAUGGAUCAAGUUUUCAGAGACCAGAUCAGUCGAACCAUGGAGGUAUACGUAGACGACAUGGUCGUAAAAUCGCAGACAGCCGAGGACCACGCUCGUGACCUCAAGGAGGUCUUCCACCAAAUACGCAAGUAUAACAUGCAUCUCAAUCCGGAGAAAUGUGUAUUUGGAGUACCGGUCGGUAAGUUCCUGGGCUUUAUGCUGAUUGCCCGAGGGAUUGAGGCCAACCCUGAUAAGUGCACCGCGAUCACUGAGAUGAGGAGUCCCAAAAUCCUCAAGGAGAUCCAACGGUUGGUCGGCCGUCUGACGUCCCUCGCACGCUUCCUGCCAAAGUUAACAGAGAGGAUAAGGUCGAUCCUCAAGAUCAUGAAGAAGCAGACCGCUGACAAGUGGGACGACCGGUGUGAAGAGGCGUUCCAGCAGAUAAAGGGGAUGAUCAGUAGCCCUCCAAUAAUGAGCCGACCGAUGGAGGAACUGCCUUUGCAGUUAUACCUGUUUGUCUCGGAUGACACGAUCAGCGCGACGCUGGUGCAGGAAAACCCGAAGCAGCGACCAAUAUAUUUCAUCAGCAGGGUAUUGCAGGGAGCGGAGACCAGAAAACCCUACCUGGCCAGAAGGAUGAUAGCCUGGUCGGUAGAGUUAUCCGAAUUCGGCCUCAAGUAUGAGCCGAGGGGGUCCGUCAAGGGGCAGCACUUGGCAGAUUUCGCGGCAGAACUCCAUGGAUCGGCCUCCCAUCAGGAACAGACGUGGGUGCUCUUUGUCUACGGCUCUUCAGACAAAUGUAACGCAGAGUACGAAGCGUUGAUCGCUGGUCUGAGGCUGACGAAGGACUUGGGAGCAAGAAGGCUGAAAUGUAACACCGAUUCACGGCUCAUGGUCGGGCAGGUGCAAGGGGAGUAUCAGGUCAAAGAUGAUCUGCUACUGCAAUAUUACCACAAGGUGGUCGAAGCCAUGAAAGAGUUCGAGGAGGUGACGGUUCAUCACAUACCCCGAGCAGAGAACACCCGAGCUGAUAGGCUAUCCAAGCUAGCAGAAGGAAAGGAAAAGGGUCAUCUCAAGACCAUCAUCAGGCAAACCUUGAUGAUGCCCUCGGCGGGAGAAUGCUCAGCCGUCGACCGGCCGGCGGACUGGAGAAGUCAGUUUUGGGAACUUCUGAGGAGAAGCGACGCCGGGGAAGAUAUGAAGCCGAUCGAGCGGCGUCAGGCGCUCCGAUUUGUCAUAAUCGGAGAAGACUUGUACAAGCGAGGGUUCACUGUGCUGCUCCUUAAAUGCCUAUCAGAGGAAGAAGCAGGCUACGUCAUGAACGAGGUCCACAACGGCGUUUGUGGGAUGCAUACCAGCAGAAGAACGAUGAAGGCACGGAUACUCCAGGCGGGGUACUACUGGCCAACUAUGGAGUAG